Messenger RNA from Paramecium tetraurelia, 2130 nucleotides. RefSeq lists its product as uncharacterized. The record is from RefSeq and is a predicted model, not a curated record. Gene Ontology annotation, molecular function: glutathione transferase activity. Gene Ontology annotation, cellular component: cytoplasm. Gene Ontology annotation, biological process: glutathione metabolic process. NCBI's taxonomy places the organism in Eukaryota, Ciliophora, Oligohymenophorea, Peniculida, Parameciidae. The transcript is spliced from 4 exons.
AUGUCUUUAAUUCUUUACUUUUCACCUCUUUCACCCCCCUCAAGAGCUGUUCGCUCUUUUUUAUUACUAAGCAAAGCCGUGUUUUCAGGAAAAGUUGUGGACAUAUUGAAAGGAGAAAAUAAAUCUGCUGAAUUCUAAAAUAUCAAUCCUAACUAAUCAUUGCCAGCCUUAGUUGAUGGUGGCCUGAAAUUGUUUGAGAGUCAUGCUAUUUUGAAAUACAUUGCUGUUAAAAAAUAACUAUAUCAAUAUUAUCCUAAAAACUUGAGAAACAAAGCACAGAUCGACUGUUAUUUAGAUUGGAGUUAAACUGGUCUUGGAGCUAUUGGAAAAUAUGUAACUCAAUGUUUCUUAUUCCCAAAAUUUAUGAAUAAACCAGUCCCUGAUAAUAAACAAGAAUUACACUAAGAUGUAAUAGAUGCUCUCAAAUUCUUUGAAUCCACCUUCUUAACUGGCAGGUACAUAUUUAAUCAGCCAUCAAUCACUCUUGCAGAUGUUAAAGCUACGUCUGAUUUGUCUUAACUUUUAAUAUCUGAUUUGGAUUUCAAUUAGUUCCCAAAAAUUAAAGAGUAUUUAUAGGAGAUGUUUUCAAUCUAAGCCAUGAAAGAAGCCUAUGCUGAAUAUUUAUAAAUGAUCAAUUCUUCUAACCCGAAUGAUUAAGUCUAAUACAUUAUCAAUGGAAUAGACAAGUCAUAAUCUUGGAAGUUCACAUUAUACUUCCAUCCCUUAUCAUCUCCAUCCAGAUCAGCAAGGACAGUUCUAUUAUAUAGUGGAAUUGACUACAAUGAACAGAUUAUUAACUUAUUAUCAGGAGAAAACGAGUAACCAUGGUUUUCAGCUAUCAAUCCAAAUUAAACUAUACCUGCUAUUGCCAAUGAUAGUAUAAAACUGUUCGAAAGUGGAGCAAUAAUGAAGUAUGUAGCAAGGAAGUUUAAUUUGUAUAAUUUGUAUCCAACCUAACUCAAAGCCUAGGCAAAAGUAGAUGAAUAUUUAGAUUUUCAUCAUACUGAAAUGAGUUCACUCCCAAAUUAUGUGUUUUCUUGUUAUUUUGGACCUCAAAUGAUGAAGCUUCCCAUGCCUGCAGACAAGGAUUAACAAUUAUAGAAUGUGAUAGGAACUUUGGAGUUCUUCUGGAGAGUUUUCAUGAACAACGGCAAAUGGACAUUUAUCAAUGAUUCCCCACAUCCUACUUUGGCAGAUAUUAAAGUAGGAAAUGACUUGGCCUAAUUAUUCAUAACAGAUUUUCCUUUUGAGAAGAUCCCAGGUUUUGAUCUUUAUAUAAAACGAUUAUUUGAAGUACCUGAAAUGAAAAGAUCUCAUGCUGAAUUGUUUGGGUUUCUACAAAGUCAAAAAAUUGGGAAAUUUGCUAUUUCAAUAAGCCAAGCAUAGCCUGUAAGAAAUUAAACAAGAAUAAUCUUGUAUUUUAACUUUUUUUCAGGACCAGCCAAAGCUGCUAAAACAGCUUUAUUGUUAGGAAACAUUCCCUUUGAAGAAAAGACUAUUGAUAUUCAAUCAGGAGAAAACACAAAAAAACCAUAUACUGAUAUCAACCCUAAUUAAAGUAUUCCUGCAUUAUCAUUUGGAAACUUUCAUUUAUUUGAAAGUCAUGCUAUAAUGAAAUUCAUUUGCAUUCAAUUCAACUUAACUGAAUUAUAUCCAAACUUUCCCUUAAGAGCAAAGAUUGAUUCCUAUUUAGAUUUCCACCAUUUAGAAAUCAGAAAACUAAGUUUAUUAGCAAUGGAUUUCUUCGUUGGUCCUAAAUUCUUCAAGAAGGAAAUGCCAAAAAAUUAUGAUGAAAGAGUAAGAGAAGUAAAUGAAUUGUUACACUUUAUGGUGAAUGCAUUUUUUGGAGGAGGCAAAUACAAAUAUAUCAUGGGAUCCAGAACACCCACAAUAGCAGAUUUAGCAUUUACUGCCGAAAUUUCAACCUUAUUCUUUGUGGAUUUUGAUUUCAGCCAAUUUCCAACUAUGAAGACUUAUAUUAGAGAUGUUUUUAGCAUCAAAUAAGUAAGAGAAACUUAUAGCAAAUAUUUCUUGGCAGCAAGAUUUAUGGCAAAAUCAAUGAAUCCAUUUAUAGAGUCAAUAGCUAAAGGAACAGAAGAAGGGGGAAGUACAUGUUGUUAAUUGAUUUGA